AUGCCCUUAUCGGAUGAGCAAAAGUUGGAAUAUGAAUUGUAUCAGAAAGAGGUGGAGAGACAUGAUCCGAGUGAUUUGCUACAAUUCUCUGCUAACUACUUCAAUAAGAGGCUAGAGCAACAAAGGCAGUUUAUGAAGAACCAGGAGGCUUUCGCCAUGUCGAAAGGUAUUACGUUAUUCGGUAAGCCUUCUAGGAGCGAAUCAGUAGUGGCAGCAUCUUCCAGUCUUGGUGGUAAAGGCUGCGGGGAGAAAGAUGUUCUUUUCAAGUCACCAUUUGCGGAUCAAGACCCUCAUUCUACACAUGAGAACGAAAAUUUGAGCUCUGAGAGGUCUUCUCAGUCUGGAUCGGGCGUUGGGUUAUUCAAAGGAGAUUUCAAAGUUGGAAUGGAAGGCAGCAAACGGGUUAAAUCGCCGCUAGACCCGCACAGUGGCAAUUCCGGUGACUCGAGGAGAAGAGGCAAUGUAAAUCAUCAGCCUUUGCCCUUGAAUUUUAACGCUGGAAGGCGUACAUCUGUUAGUGGUGAAACUUUCCAGCCUAACAACUUUGAUGACUGGACUCCUUCGCAUUACUCGGAGAAGAGCGAAGAACAAUUGAAGAGACUAGCUAAAUCCAUUGGAAGGAACUUCCUGUUUAAUAAGUUGGAUGAUGACAAUAAGAGGCUAGUGAUCAAUUCGCUGGAAGAAAAAUCGGUCAAGAAAGGUACGGAAAUCAUUAAACAAGGCGAUGAAGGUGACUAUUUCUAUGUUGUUGAAGAAGGCACAGUCAAUUACCUGGUGGAUAACAAGUUGGUGAACUCUUCAGGUGCCGGGACAAGUUUUGGCGAGCUGGCUCUGAUGUAUAACAGUCCAAGAGUUGCCACUGUGGUAGCAGCUACAGACUGUAUUCUGUGGGCUCUCGAUAGGAUUACGUUCAGAAAGAUUCUACUCGGUAGCUCGUUCAAAAAGAGAUUGAUGUAUGACGAGCUAUUGAAGAGCAUCCCGAUUCUGCAAUCUUUGACCACAUACGACCGUGCCAAGUUGGCAGAUGCCCUAGAUACAGAGUUUUACGAACCGGGACAAGUUAUCGUGCACGAGGGCGACGUCGGUGAGAACUUCUAUCUGAUCGAAUACGGUGAAUGUGAGGUUUCGAAAAAAGGGCAAGGUGUCGUGGCACAGCUGAAGUCCCACGAUUACUUUGGUGAAGUGGCGUUGCUGAAUGACCUGCCUCGCCAAGCUACUGUGACAGCCAAGACGAAAACUAAAGUGGCAACUUUGGGUAAAAGUGGCUUCCAGAGAUUAUUGGGACCAGUUGUCGAUGUCUUGAAAUUGAACGACCCAACUCGAAAGGGCCAUGAUACAAAGUAA
Torulaspora globosa is the source of this 1344-nucleotide messenger RNA. It is a transcript of the gene BCY1, whose product is annotated as cAMP-dependent protein kinase regulatory subunit BCY1. Gene Ontology annotation, molecular function: cAMP-dependent protein kinase regulator activity. Gene Ontology annotation, biological process: regulation of protein phosphorylation. The coding region runs from base 1 to 1344 and encodes 447 amino acids. Lineage: Eukaryota; Fungi; Ascomycota; Saccharomycetes; Saccharomycetales; Saccharomycetaceae. The record is from RefSeq and is a predicted model, not a curated record. The transcript has a single exon. Gene Ontology annotation, cellular component: cAMP-dependent protein kinase complex; nucleus.